ACAAACAAACAAUUACAUCUCUCACUAGCCAAUGGAGUCCUCAGAAUAAAGCUCCGGCUCAGCUAAACUCACCCACACAAUACAAAUCCAGAGCGGGCAGCCCGUCAGCAAGUUUGCCCCCUGUAGCGCUAACGGACACCGCAGUCAUGAUCACGCGGACGCACGUGCAGCACAGCGCAGAACUAAUAGUGUAAAACUACAUUUCCCAGCAUUCUCCGCCCCGACCACUUUUUAUCCAAUGGUCGUUCGAUGCGCUCCUCUGUCGACCAAUCGCACAGUAAUCUCCUAAUUCUAACAGUGAAAUACCAUGAAAACCCCUCUUAGCAGCAUCGUUUACUUAUUUUAUUUUCCACCUCCGGAAACACCACGACAAUGUUUGGUGCAAGAUACGUCGCGGACUUCAAGUUGUGAUAGGCUAGUGAAGAGAGAUGACAUGCUGUCAGGUGUGCGGCUGUGUGUCCGAUCGCCGUGGAAAGCUUGGUCGGUCCGGGGAAUGAGUUGGUCGCCGCGUCAGAUCAACCGAUGGCCGAGCGAUCAGUUAUCCGACUCUCCCGCCGACAGUCCUCGCGUCCUCAUCACAGGUGGUCUGGGACAGCUUGGAGUUGGACUGGCUCAAAUGCUGAGGCAGCAGUAUGGAAAGGAAAAUGUCAUCCUAUCGGACAUUAGAAGGCCUCCUAAUGAGGUUUACAACAUGGGUCCAUUUGUGUAUGCCGACGUUCUGGAUUUUAAAAACCUGAGGGAGCUAGUUGUAAAUAACAGAAUCACAUGGCUGGUCCAUUAUAGUGCUUUACUUAGUGCUGUUGGGGAAGCAAAUGUAGCGCUCGCUCGCACCAUUAAUAUCACAGGUCUGCAUAACGUGUUAGAUUUGGCCCUGGAGAACUGCUUGCGACUAUUUGUGCCCAGUACCAUUGGAGCAUUUGGGCCUUCGUCUCCCCGUGAUCCAGCCCCUGAUCUCUCUAUCCAGAGGCCUCGUACCAUUUAUGGAGUUUCCAAAGUCCAUGCUGAGCUGAUGGGGGAAUAUCUCCACCAUAAAUAUGGUCUGGAUUUCCGAUGCUUGCGAUACCCCGGAGUUGUUUCUGCCAACACCAACCCAGGGGGCGGCACUACUGACUAUGCUGUCCAGAUCUUUCACGAUGCCCUCAGCACAGGCAAGCAUGAAUGUUAUUUACGUGCCAACACUCGGCUUCCCAUGAUGCACAUCCCUGACUGCCACAGGGCUACUGUAGAGUUCAUGCAGGCCCCUGAAAGCCGAUUGUCAUUACGUACUUACAACAUUGCAGCCAUGAGCUUCACACCCGAGGAAGUGGCAGAAGAGAUACGCAAGCACUUGCCAAACCUGAGGGUCACAUACAAUCCUGAUAUCAUCCGACAGACUAUUGCAGACAGCUGGCCAGUGCGAUUUGAUGACUCUAAUGCACGCCAGGAUUGGGGCUGGAAGCCUGCAUAUGGACUGUCAGAGAUGGUCACAGACAUGCUGGCCGCCAUCCGUGAAAAAAGAGAGAAUGCAGGACUAACCAUCAGCUAGCAGGUCGUCUCGAGGACUAAAACACAGUUUACCAGCAUUUUUGGAGCCUUGGCAACCAUAAGAGGGAAAUACCUUUCCAAACAUAAUAUUUUAAAUUGAAGCUGUUUCCUCACAUCAUGCCCCUAUAUUGGUUAAAGAUCUAUCAACACUGUCAGUCCUCCAUAAACAUGCUUGUGAAGAAAACGUGUAAACCUACAGUGAAAACUCUUACAAAUGCACAAACCUCAAACUGUUAGAUUCGCUCAGGGGUCUCUUUCUUUCUCAUGUAUUUCUACUUUUUACUAAACAGCCCAACAAGCAAUAAAACAACACUGUCGUUUCAUACAUUACAGGUGCAAACUGCCCAGGAUUUAUAACAUUUUAGAAACGCAUACAUUCAAUUAGGCUCUAGUAAAUAGUCUGAUAAAACUUAGUGAACAUUCUUUUUGACAGAGGUGGAUUUUGCUCUGAUCUGAAUCCCUCACAGUACAUCCAUUUGUACAGCAAGGAUUAUUCGUCAUUUUUCACUUAACGCUUUAGAGAAUUCCUUGCAUUGUGUGGAUGAGGAUGCUGGGCUAAAAAUCAAAAGAUGAUAUUGCCUUACAGCGGAAGUAAAGCCAUUUGGCUGAAUUUUAGGGUUAGUUAAACCCACUUUCUCUGUAUAGGCUUAAUUUUUAAGAGGCAUUGAUGAAAGGUCUCUGAAUUCACACUGCAAACUGUGGCAGUUUGAAUAGCCUACUAAAUCACUCAGGAUUGCUGGUGUCUUUUUAUAAACUAUGAGCCAAAGAGUUGUUCAGACUGUGACCCAUGAUUCAUGAAAUAUCAUAUUUUUUACAUUUUCAUUAACAUUCCGGAAAAAAAUGCUAGAUUAAACAUCCAAGUCUGCCUUGCAAUAAUAUGACAAAAUAACUGUUUCAGUCUAUGUCAAAGUCUUAAAAAAACAAUAUUAAGUUACUCAUCUCAUUUCCAAAUUUAGAGUGUGAUUCCUGGACAAAUAGAUAUUGUGUUGAGAAACUGCCUUAAUUUGCUACUACAAUUAAUAGUUUAAGUCAUUAUUUAAUUAAAACUGUUGAGAAAUUGCAGUGUAUAUUUAAUAAACGGCUUUAAUAUAGGAAA
This is a messenger RNA of Triplophysa rosa, 2620 nucleotides long. RefSeq names its product L-threonine dehydrogenase 2 (gene tdh2). Gene Ontology annotation, biological process: L-threonine catabolic process. NCBI's taxonomy places the organism in Eukaryota, Metazoa, Chordata, Actinopteri, Cypriniformes, Nemacheilidae. Gene Ontology annotation, molecular function: L-threonine 3-dehydrogenase activity. The record is from RefSeq and is a predicted model, not a curated record. The transcript has 9 exons. The coding region runs from base 308 to 1525 and encodes 405 amino acids.